AUGGUUGCUGUCUACUGGAAGAUGUGUACUGGGAGUAGUCAAAUAAUUGAAGACAAUCAGUUGUUCAAGAACGAUAAAGUUGAUACACCUUUCUCAUCUGAAAGCAAAGCUGAAAAAUAUGCAUAUAUCUCUUUACCUUUUGCUUUGGGUCAACGUUCAUUGGCCGUGUCAAGUUGGUAA
Heterobilharzia americana is the source of this 180-nucleotide messenger RNA. Lineage: Eukaryota; Metazoa; Platyhelminthes; Trematoda; Strigeidida; Schistosomatidae. The record is from the annotation of a GenBank genome assembly.